This is a messenger RNA of Drosophila biarmipes, 5482 nucleotides long. RefSeq names its product NCK-interacting protein with SH3 domain. Gene Ontology annotation, molecular function: protein binding; Arp2/3 complex binding. NCBI's taxonomy places the organism in Eukaryota, Metazoa, Arthropoda, Insecta, Diptera, Drosophilidae. Gene Ontology annotation, biological process: endocytosis. The coding region runs from base 634 to 3159 and encodes 841 amino acids. The transcript has 10 exons. The record is from RefSeq and is a predicted model, not a curated record.
UAACAGACCGGCAUGCCCCACCUCUAAGCUGUAAAAAAAAAACAAAAUAGCGAAAUAAAAACAAGUGAUUGGAUAAUGUUUGUUUGUUGAUUCCGCGGACUUAAGUUGUUCCGUUUAUCGAGUGAUCACGCCAUGCCCCACUUCGCCCCCCUGCCCUGCCGCGCCGGCGACAAAUAGACAGUGGAGCAAAGGAGACAAAAACAAGUGCAUCGCCUCUGGCGAGAGCAGCAUCAUCGUACAUCGUACACGUUUCGCUUCGCAUCUCGCAUCAUCGAAAUUAAUCAAGUGAAUUUCACAUUCACAUUCGCGUGCUGCUGCCAAAGGGAACAACAACAAGUGAUGGCGCAGCGAAAGUAACUGUCGCCCGAAAAGGACAUCGAGCACAAAGGAGAAGAAGCAGAGCAGGAAACACGCCCAUCGGCAGGACGAAAAGAAGACAACGGCACACACACACAUAUGCAAAUACAUGUGCCAACGUCCUUGGCUCGUGGACGUCAAGAGGAGGAAGUGGAGGAGGCAGCAGGACGAGGGAUAGGUGACGUCUGAAACAACAAACAACGGGAAUUCACUACAGCAGCGCAGCAACAACAACAACCGACAAACGCAAUUACAGUAAAAGGUGCGCCCCAAAAGAUGGCGACAGCAGAGGCAGCAGGAGCUGGAGAAGGCGGAGCAAGUGGCCCCAGUGGAGCAGGAGCACCAGGAGCAGCAGGAGGCACUGACAUCGGCUUGGGCAUCGGCAUAGGCAUCGAGAUGCUGAAGGCCCUGUACGACUUCCAGGCGGUCUAUCCCAAGACCAUUAGCUUCGAUGAGGGCGAGUACUUCAUCCUGUACCAGACGUCCGCCCGCCAGCGCAAUUGGUGGCAAGUGGUCAGCAUGAAGGGCAACAUCGGCUUCGUGCCCUCCAAUUACGUAAUGAAGAUUAAGGUGGAGCACGACUUUCUCAUCAGCUUUCUGAACUCCUCGAUAGAAUCGCUGGAGAAGUGCACGGACCAUGAGAUCAAUGGCAUCAUGUCCAAGGACGAGCUGCUGGACAGGCUGCGCGAGAAGAAGCACACCAUGGAGCGACUCUACGCGGAGAGUUCCGAGCGCGAUGGCGACUCCUCGCUGUCCUACUCGCAGAGCUACAGCGACAAGGGCAGCCACCGGCACUCGCAUCCCCAUCCCACCCAGUCCCAGACGCAGCUCCAUUCCCAGCACCGCCAGCACAGUCCACCGCCCAGCGGCAGUGGCGGUGGCCCCCAGCGCCUGGACAUGAGCAAGAAGAGCAUGUCCAGCCCGGCGGUGGGCUCUACGUGCGGCGCCCUGCAAAACCAGGCCAUGAUUGAGUCGCCCAGCAUGGGCAGCAUGCAGUUCCAGGGCAGCAGCUGCACCAUCCAGACGCCGCAGCAGCAGCAGCCGCUACCGCCAGCGCCAGCGCCAGCUCCAUCACCAGCUCCAGCCACGCCCACGGCGGCCGCAACGAGCAAGGCAACCGUCGGCGGGGAUGUGGCGCAGGACAAUAGCAUCACGUCAGAGCCCUCGGAGACGACAACGACCACUACGACGACCAGCGAGGAUGUGGUCACCACAUACAAGGAGACCAGCCAGAUGAGCACCAGCCAGCAGCACAAGCCGGCGAAUGGCAGCACUGCCUCGGCAUCCAUUUCCGCAUCCGCCUCGGCUUCGGCUUUGCGCAGCAGCGGCGGCAAUGGCCAUGGCAACGGCAACGGGAGCACGGCUGCCCGGCACCAGGAACUGCAGCAGGAAGAGGCGGACAGUGCGCCGGACAAGUCGGAUGAUGCCAGCGCCGUGCCGAGUGAUGAUGGCUGCCAGGCCAACGGCGACAGUGCGGACAAUAGUCAGGCACUGGACAGCAUCGAUAGUCCUUCGCAUCGGCAGCGCGGUCUGAGUCUGGGCAGGAUCGAGGAGGGAGCCACGGGCGGGGGUCAGCUGAAGGUUGAGUCCUCCGAUGUCUACCAGAUUGUGGACGCACUGCGGCGGAACACAAACCUCAGCUUCGACCUCUCCUGCGAGGCGUUGCGCGUGGUGCUGACCAGCCUGGAGCAGCUUUACAAUGGGGCCAUCAAUCCGUACCUGGAGGCAGUGGCCGUCCAUGUCACCGGCAAGGUGGCCACGCCCAAGGAGCUGCUGGGCAUCACGCACGACGCCAAGCGGCUGCAGUACCUCUUCGCCCAGCUGGCCGACUGCAAGAACGACACGGAGCAGCGCACCUGGAUGCUCUACGAGGACGAGGAGGACAUCAUCCAGUUCCUCGAGGAGCUCGUCGAGAUUCUGAUCAACGCUGAUGAGAGCAUCAGUUGCUACGAGAUGUCCUGCGAUCAGUACCAGAUGUUCAUCAACCUGGUGCAAUACUAUCAGAUGGAGACGCGCUGGUCCAUCAAGCGGCUGCUGCUCAAGACCUUCACGGCCGCCUGCCAUCUGGACUACAUCAUUGUGGACAUACUGCUGACCUCGGUGCUGCCCCUGGAGAUUGUGGAGGACAUGAAGACGCACUUCGCCAACCUGGAUCGCUUCAAGCAGCUGGUCAAGAUGCUGACCAUCAUCUUCUCCCUUGGGCAGCCCAUGCCGGUCAAUCAUCAGGACUAUUUGGGCGUGCACUUUGCCAGCUUUCUGCUGGAAAUUGUCGAGGGAAAUAAUCCGGAGCUCCUGGUGGACAUGGUCAUUGCCUUGAUAUUGGCCUUUAACCAGCAAUUCAGCGAUCAUACCUUCAAUGUUAUCAUCGAGGGCAUGCAGAACCUGCCCUCCGCCAAGGUGUUUACGGAGAAGCUGCUGCUACUGCUCAAUCGAGAAGAUGAUCCCACGCGCUUGCUAAAGCAUCCUAACGAGCACAUGAACACGGUGCUGCGGAUGUUCAUCGACAUAUUCAGCCACUCCGAUACGGCGGGCAUGUUCUACACGAACGACAUCAAGGUGCUGAUCGAUAUAGUGGUUCGCCAGCUAUCCGACUUGGACGCCGGCAGCUCGACGCGACCCUGCUACUUGGAGCUGUGCCGCCGCAUCCUACGCAACACGAACUACCAGGAGCACCAACACCGCAAGCACGACCUCAUGAAGAUCUUCACGCGCAUCUUCUGCGAGGAGACCGAGUGCAGUGCCUCCGACCAGCAGUUGGUGCGGGAGAUAGCCAACGAGUUCCCGCAGCUGUUCAAGGCCUAAGGAGGCCAAACCCCGGUAAAAUCGAAACCAAAGUACGGAGGGAAACCAAAAUUGUAAAGCGUUGCUAGUGAGGCGAGCCGUUCCAAGCGAGCCAACCGUAAAUUCUUAACUUAUUUUAGAUUUGAUCAGUGAAUUGUUGCGCAUUUGUUUAGCGUCUCGGUCUCCAGAUAGCCCUCGUAACUCAGAGCCCAGAACCCAGAAGAACGCGAUUCGAAGGGGAACACACACACGGCGACUCUACAUAUAUCUUAUGAACAUAGUCUGUAAGCAGGACAAAUGUACUAGUUGCAUGUGGAGUAGAUGCAACCUCAUAGAGCGGAUACCCAAUAGCGAUAUCUGCGUACCCGUAAACGUCUAGACGAAGGAAAUGGAAUAGUAUAACACUAAAUUAUCCCCAGUUUAGGAUGAUUUCACUAAUUUAGAAUUUAGCCAGGGACAAUUUUAGCCAGAAACAGAAACAGAGUCGGAGAUCAGCCUCAAUUUUAAAUUUUUGUAGUUAUAAUUGCCAAUUUAUUUGGUCUUCAAAAUUUUGACAACAAACAAAAAACGAAAAGAAAGAGCGUUAACGUUCGAGGAAUAAAAUAUUUAUAGCCUAAUUAUACACCUAUAAUGAAAAUAUACAUUCAUGGCAAAUGCGAAUGAGACGUUAAUUGUAAUCUGCAAGUAAACAAUUGAAAUAUUAACGAUGUAUGACUAAAUAUUUGCAGCUAGCAAAAUCCAAAUCGAUUCGAAUGUAACGAGCAUAUAAUGUUAAAUUUGUUUAUAUAAUCUAUGAGGAGGAGAACUAAGCCGAACAGGAAAUCAUUGACAAUUGUUAAAGCUCAAAUACAUAUUAAUUGGAGGCUAAGCAGGCUGGAAAUUGAUAAGAAACGCUCUGCAGAAGGCAUUGAAAGUAGGGACACCCAUUUGCAUUUCUCCCUCGCUAAGAAACACACACACACACACCCAGUGGCGUAGGCAUUCAGGGGUUAAUUCUGUAUUUACUUAAUUUAUUUUAUGUUUUAAUUUCCCUAAAUAUGGAGGUUGACCUCUUGCGUACGCCACCUUUUCUCUAUAUCUCUCUCACUACUUCUCAAGCGAAUAAAGCAAAUUUCCCAGCGGAGCCCUUGAAAAGAUCCUUACUUUUAGUUAUAUUUAAGGUAGUUUGAAAACACUAUACUCUACUUUAUUUUAAAGCAGUUAUUUUGCAUUUGUACGUUAUUUAGUGAAUAGAUUUGGAGGGGCCCAGGAAACCCCGAGCGUUGUAUUUAUUGAAUAGAGAUCCGCUGGGAAGGAUUAUAUCUAUCUCUAUAUAGACACGUACACUCAUCUACAGACAUAACUAGUUUUAGACAGACUUCAUUGGCCUUUCUUUGUUAUUGUUGCGUCACAGUUGUCCGACUAAAAAAACAACGAAAUUAAAAUAAAAAGUAAAAACAAGGAAGUAAACACAUUUUAACCCAGAGUAGCAAUGAGACAGUGAACAUAAGGGCGGAAUCACAUUUGAUCAUUAUUUUUGAUUGGCCUUCGUCACCCAGCUAUCAUUCCAACUUAAUAGAAGCCACUAAAACGCAGAAGCAAUAAACUUUUUAAGUUAUCACGCACGCCAGUUAACAAAAAGUGGCUUUGGAAACACUGCCUGUAGCAUAGGAGGGAAUUUGAAAAUCGCUUGAGCCCGGAUUCUAAUAAUAGUUAAUGUAAUUAAAAAAUUGUCGAUUUUGCAUAAUAUCUUAUGUGAUUUUCCCCUUGGACUAUUGCGAUCUAUUUCCAUGUUUACGUUUGAGAGGUCCUCAUUGUUCUGUUGUUGGAGCAACCCAUUUGAGUCGAAGCAUUUGAAUCAAAACAUUUAUCAACUUACAUUGAAAACUCCCCUUGGAUCCUAGUUUGAAACCGAAAAUUCGAAACGCCGCUGAUGCAUGGGCGAAUUUAAUUUGCCAAGUCUCGUUAGAAAAAAGGGAUAUUUACAAGCAGUUAUAAACUAAACUAAAUCAGAAACUAAAACCAAUAUUAACCACAAAUUGUACCUUUCGAUUUUGAAUUUAAAUAACACUCUCGGUAAUUGCAAUACAAGAUAAAAACAAAAUCAAUGAGGCAAAGAGUACACGAAGCUACAAUAAAAACAAUUAAUGUUUAAAAGUACUACGUUAACAAAAACAAACACGUUUUACGUCAAGCAAAUAGAGCUAAUUUAAAAGAUUGUUAACCUCUCAUUUUUAACACAGAACAGAGAUCCUAAAAACAGAAACCAAACAGAUUACCAGUUUUAAUAAGCGCAUUCAAAAUGUAACGAAACGAAAUUGCAAUUGUAAGAAACGAAAAUAAUAAAUAAAACAAUUCAAGUAUG